AAAGUUGCAAGCGAUCACCUCAAGCUACUUGUAUCCCCGUUCAUAUCGUCACCGAAAGGUGAUAUAUGUCAUAACUUAAUAGCUGACCAUUAGGCACAUCCACAGCUCGAUUUGCGGAUAGAAGUUAUUAGGCAAACCAGAACCACAGCAGCCAAUGGGCUUGAAUGGCACGCAUUCGGAGCCAACAAUAUCAAACGAGACUUCCUCCAAAACAGAAGGUCACUCAAAUGCUGGCCAAGAUGUUGGGCCACCACCGAACAUGCUCGACGUUUCGGUGGGAGACGAGCUUGAGGCCUCUCCUUGGGCCAUGAUUGAAAGCGAUCCUGGGGUGUUUACAGAAUUGGCGGCCAAAAUCGGCAUUAAAGGGGUAGUAGUGGAGGAAAUGUUUGGACUUGGCGAAGAAUGUUUUGAACCUCUGAAACCUAUUUAUGGGUUGAUUUUCCUCUUUCGCUGGCGGGAUGCGGACACAAACGAGAGCGACGUGCGUGGAGACAUUGCAAAUGAUCUGUUCUUCAUGAACCAGGUCGUCGAAAAUGCAUGUGCUACACAGGCGCUGGUUAGCAUCGCCCUCAAUUGUGACUUUCUUGACAUCGGUGAGGAGCUAUCGCGCUUUAAAACUUUCACCCAAGAUUUUACCCCCGCGAUGAGGGGUUUGGCAUUGACAAAUAGCCAUCUGUUGCGAACAGCGCAUAAUUCCUUUUCAAGACAGACAGACCUACCCGUGCUCGACUAUCCUAUACCAGAAAUCCAUAAGAACCCCGGGUCCCGAAAGCGAAAAUUAUCAGAGACAGAUGAAGAUGCACCUUUUCAUUUCAUUAGCUACGUACCAGUCAAUGGGAUCGUGUGGGAACUGGAUGGAUUGAAACGAGCUCCAAAGAAGCUAGGCGAGGUACCUGAUGGCUGUAAUUGGAUUGAUGUCGUACAACCUGCAAUUCGAAAACGGAUGGAAAGAUACGAGAAUGACGCGGUAGAAUUUAGCCUAAUGGCGGUGAUUAAAGAUCGGAUUGAAACCUUGCGGGAAUUGCAAGAGGACUGUGCUCGUUCACUGUCUGCGGUUCGUGAGCGUCUGAGCCAUGAGGAGUCUGGACUGGGAAUUCAUCCGGACACUGCAAGUAGCCAUUUGAACGAGUUGAGGGACACUAUGACCAAGUUGGAAAGUCAGCAACGUGCAACCCAACGCGAUCUCGAAGAUGAGAUAGCAAAACGUGAAAAGUAUCAUGCGGAAAAUGUGAGACGAAGAUUCAAUUAUGGCCCGUUCAUUCGGAAAUACAUAGAAAUUGUGCAUCGAAGCGGAUUUCUUGAGGAUCUACUGAUCGCAUAAAAGCACAAUUUUGGGUCGAUCUGUAUAUAAACGAAUAUAAUUAUGAUAUUUUAGACUA
Spizellomyces punctatus DAOM BR117 is the source of this 1379-nucleotide messenger RNA. RefSeq lists its product as uncharacterized. The record is from RefSeq and is a predicted model, not a curated record. Gene Ontology annotation, biological process: ubiquitin-dependent protein catabolic process; protein deubiquitination. The transcript has 12 exons. Lineage: Eukaryota; Fungi; Chytridiomycota; Chytridiomycetes; Spizellomycetales; Spizellomycetaceae. Bases 155 to 1321 code for a protein of 388 amino acids. Gene Ontology annotation, molecular function: cysteine-type deubiquitinase activity. Gene Ontology annotation, cellular component: cytoplasm.